Molecule: messenger RNA, 1923 nt
Organism: Cephus cinctus (wheat stem sawfly)
Lineage: Eukaryota; Metazoa; Arthropoda; Insecta; Hymenoptera; Cephidae
Exons: 3
Coding region: 612-1478 (288 amino acids)
Source: RefSeq, a predicted model, not a curated record
UACUCUAAUUUCGGAAUUAUUUUUUUUCAUUACGUCGAUUUUGCGAUAUCAUCUUUUUAAGGUUGAGUUCGAAGAAAAAUGUUGCAUGCCAAUGGCGUAUGGCACAGCUAAGCGUGAGAGGGUUAAUUGAAAAAUACUGUAUGACAUCGAGUUUUAAACUGUGCAUUUAGAAAAAAAAAGUUAAAAAUAUUUUCUGUAAAAAAAAAGUGUCAACAUUAUCGAAAUCCAUUGUGACAGAUAAACAGAGGGCGCAAACGAUAGCGAGAAAGAAAGAAAAUUUCACUCUGACAAUGAACUUCAUCGCGAUGAGUUUUUUAACGCAUUCAGUCGAUGAGAACAAGACACCAUGAUUUCUAAGGUAGUACCAAUCGCGAGAGAUCAAGCAUAUCGUAUGAAAGAAUCAGCAGUCAGGGCGAAAGCGUUCAGCAUCACUAAGCCUUAGAGAUUCCCUCACGCAGUCAAUAUAAAAACGUAUUACAAUAAAACAGUCAAACAAUAAAAAGAUAGCAUAUAAACGAAGAGCCCCGACGACAGCUUCAAACGUUACUGGACCGUCGUCCCACGAACUCUUAAUAACACGGACAAACCCGAGCCUCCAGGUGUCCCUGAAAAUGAAAAUCGCAAUAUUCAUAUUCCUUGCUAUCGUGGAUGGUAUACUUGGAGGUGGAGGCCACGGAGGAAAGCAUCACGUUCACCUCAAAAUUCACGUGCCGGAGAUAAUAAAGCAUCAUAUACAUACAAAGACGGUAUUCAUCCAUGUGCAUACUGGGGGUGGCGGGAAGAAAAAGGAGGCGCCGAAGAAGAAAGAAAAUCAUCUCGAGGAGAGUCAUCAUGAGGAUUACAGUUCAUGGAGUUCUUCUUACGAUCAUCAUGGUGGCCACGAGGAGAAGCACGGUGGUGGUGAUCAUAAGAAUCAGGUCGAAAUUAUUGGAAUGGGUCAUCUGGGUGGUCUUGGGGGUCACAAAAAUUCACAUCAGUCCAUAACGGAUACAUACAGUCCACCGGCUACAAUGAGCAUGGAAGAAAUUCAUGCACACUUCUUUGGCAAGCCGGCUGAGCAGAUAAUGGCGCAUCCUCAAAGUUUUGGAACACUUCAUGAUACUCAUCAAGGAUUAAUUCAGGGUGCCAUUGGUAAUCAUGGUGUAGUUGGUUACUCCCAUCCUCCUCAAUAUGCCGUUCACGAAACAGUUAACGAACUGCCUCAUAAUAAUCUGCAACAUUAUCAGGAUAGUCACGAGGAAGGUUAUCGUAAGGGAUUACAUUCGGAAACGGGACACGUUUAUUCUGACGAAUUGAAGAAAUUUUAUGACGAUAAACACGACGAGGCUGAUAUGAGUUUAAAUAAUUAUCAGGACGAAUUAUAUGACAAGAGUCACGCGCAAUACUAUGCUAACGAUAAUAAUCACUUCGGGAUGGAUGAUCAUGAUAGUUACAAGUACGCCGACGAUGAUCAUCUUUCGAGUUUACAUGCCAGAUAGGAGGCAGUGGUAACGGAUACGUCAGCAAAUUUAAUCGCGUGAAUCAAACUGGAAUUUUUUUGUUGUAACAAUGACUGAGCUUGACAAUGAUAAUUUUGACAAUUUUUUUGAAGCAUACUUACAGGUAGAUUGGUUAUCGUUCUUUCGGAGUGAUCGGUAGAUCGAUAUUGUUUCCAAUAGGGGCUGAUUGGGAUGCGAUAGACUUACAGCGACGUUAACCAUUGGUAUUUAGGUUUAGUUGUAUGAUCUAUUCGAUGUACAAGUUAUAGGAAUAUUUAAUUAUGUUAAUUGUAAGAGUCUUAGAAAUUUAUUAGACGCUCUUUAAGAAACGAUGGUAGUAUUAAUUGACUUAUUGGUUAUGUUCACUUUUGUACCUUUGUUUGUAAAUAAAUUUUCUAUCACCUAAUUCUACGAGAUGUAGUAUUUUUUUUUUCAAUUCAUCUGU